UAUCCACCGUAGCAUUCACCCAUCUCCGUCGCCGAACCAAAGCCGCCGCAAGCCCCUUCUCUUGAGAAAAAAAUGGCGAAAUCGAGCGCCGACGAUGCUGAGCUCCGGCGAGCAUGCGAGGCCGCGAUUGAGGGGAAGCAGAAGGUGGUGCUUUCGAUCAGAGUUGCAAAGACAAGCGGGGGCUCUGCAUGGGGUAAAUCUUCCAAGCUUGGCCGCCAAAUGGCUAAGCCUAGGGUCCUCGCUCUCUCGACAAAACAAAAAGGUCACAGGACGAAAGCGUUUCUUCGAGUUUUGAAGUAUUCCAAUGGAGGAGUUCUCGAGCCUGCUAAGAUAUACAAGCUGAAGCACCUUUCAAAAGUGGAAGUUGUAAGAGAGGAUCCCAGUGGAUGUACAUUUAUACUGGGAUUUGAUAACCUGAGAACCAAGAGAACGGCUCCUCCGGAGUGGACAAUGCGCAAUAUUGAUGACAGGAAUCGCCUCCUGCUUUUGAUCUUAAAUAUCUGCAAAGAUAUUGGAGGUCGCAUUCCUAAGGUUGUUGGCAUUGACGUUGUGGAGAUGGCUCUUUGGGCUAAGGAAAAUACAUCCACAGUUUCCACUCAAACCCACACAGAAGUAGAUGGUCCUGUUGAAUCUGCUGCUAUUUUUACGACAGAAACAGAACUGAAUGUCAAUGUCGAAAAGGAACUUGUCUCCCAGGCUGAGGAAGAGGACAUGGAGGCUCUUUUGGGGACUUAUGUCAUGGGAAUUGGUGAAGCAGAGGUAUUAACUGAAAGGUUGAAGAGGGAGCUGCAGGCUCUUGAAGCAGCAAAUGUCCACGCCAUUUUAGAAACUGAACCUUUAAUAGAUGAGGUAUUGAAAGGGAUUGAGGCAGCAACGAAUUGUGUGGAAGACAUGGAUGAAUGGUUAGGCAUGUUCAAUGUGAAACUUCGACACAUGAGGGAGGAUAUUGAAUCGAUCGAAACCCGUAAUAACAAGUUGGAAUUGCAAUCAGUAAAUAACAGACGUCUCAUGGAGGAGCUUGAUGGGCUUCUCCAGAUAUUGAAAAUCCCUCCUGAACAUGAAGCAUUUUUGACAGGAGAUAAAUUUGAAGAACAACAAAUGCUUCAAAGUACAGGAGCAUUGGAGUGGUUGAGUGAUGCUAUGCGUGGUAUCGUUGCAACUAAAGUAGAUCCUGUUUAUGGAAAUAUGACAGCUGUUCACGAGAAGCGAGGGGAGCUUCAACUAUUAAAGUCUACUUUUGUUUUCAAAGUUACAACAUUCUUAAGAAAUUAUUUCGCUAAUUUUGUGGAAUACUUGUUAAAGGAUAAAAAUAACUUUUCUCAGCGUGGACAGUUGAAAAGACCAGAUCAUUCUGAACUACGAUACAAGUGCAGGACAUAUGCACGUCUGUUGCAACAUUUAAAGAUGCUUGAUAAGAACAGCUUGCUUCAAUUGAGGAAAAAUUAUUGCUCUUCUAUGAACUUGCUUCUUCGCAGGGAGGCCUGUGAGUUUGCUAAUGAAAUUCGUGCUAAUACCAAAGCGCCUAGAAAUGUAGCUGUUUGGCUUGAUAGUCCUGCAGGUGCUGGUCAGAAUGUAAAUUCUGCCGACACUUCUGUAGUUUCUGAUGCAUACACAAGAAUGCUCACAGUUUUUGUUCCACUUCUGGUUGAUGAGUGUUCAUUUUUUGCACAAUUCAUGUGCUUUGAAGUUCCUAUACAUGCUCCUCCAGGAGGAGUUGACGAAGAUGAUGAUAAUGAUGAUGAUUUGGGAAUCAUGGACAUUGACGAGAAAGACGGUAAAUCUGGGAAAAAUCCUGCAAAUCCUCCAAAUCCUGAUGAGCUUGCAGCUCUAAAUAAUUCACUUCAAGAUUUGCUUGAUGGAAUGCAAGAAGACUUCUAUAAUGUUAUAGAUUGGGCAUUCAAGAUCGAUCCUCUACGCUGCAUAUCAAUGCAUGGAAUAACAGAACGCUAUCUCUUUAGUCCAAAAGCUGAUGCAGCGGGAGUUGUACGCAUUUUGCUUGGCGACCUGGAGUCUCGUAUAUCUAUGCAAUUCAGCCGUUAUGUUGAUGAAGCUUGCCAUCAUAUUGAAAAGUUUGAGCGCAAUACUCGCCAAACAGGUGUCUUGCCCUACAUUCCCAGAUUUGCAACCCUUGCAACACGGAUGGAGCAGUACAUCACAGGACAGUCGAGAGACCUGGUUGACCAAGCAUACAUGAAAUUUGUCACCAUAAUGUUUGUAACUUUAGAAAAAGUUGCACAAGCAGAGCCAAAAUAUGCGGAUAUAUUUCUUUUUGAGAAUUAUGCCGCCUUUCAAAACAGUUUGUAUGACCUUGCCAAUGUUGUGCCCACUUUGGCCAAGUUUUACCAUCAGGCUAGUGAAGCCUAUGAGCAAGCUUGCUCACGCCACAUUAGCAUGAUUAUCUACUAUCAAUUUGAACGCCUCUUCCAGUUUGCUCGAAAGAUUGAGGACCACAUAAGCAAUAAUGUUCAACUCGAAGAGAUUGCUUUCCAAGUUGGGAUGUCAAAAUCAGAUCUACGGAAGACGCUAAAAGCCAGUUUAUCUGGGGUGGACAAGUCCGUAGCUGCAAUGUACAAGAAAUUGCAAAAAAAUUUAACUUCGGAGGAACUGCUGCCUUCCUUGUGGGAAAAAUGCAAGAAAGAUUUCCUUGCUAAGUAUGAAAGUUUUGCCUUUCUUGUCGGUAAGAUAUACCCUACCGAAUCAAUCCCUUCUAUAACAGAGAUGAGAGACCUUUUAGCCAACAUGUAAAGGAAAUGAGAAAGUGGCUGUUGUAGAUAUGAGUGACUCAUUGGACUCCUUACCAUGAGUUUGCACUUAAUGUUUCCCGUCAAAUGGAUCAUCUCAUGUGCCAUAUGUGAUCGUCGGGUUGGAAGCAUUGAAGAUGGAACAAAUGAUUUGCAUUCUAUAGAUGAUGCGGUCUUAUUCUUAUAUAAGUCGUUGAUUGAAGAGUUCUCAAAACUUGAAUACCAUUACAGAACUAUUUCUGUACCCAUGCUAUAUGCUAUAUGAUAUAUGAAAGAAUCAAGUCUCUCUUGUUACAUAAACAAAAAAUUCAUUUGA
Messenger RNA from Arachis duranensis, 3057 nucleotides. RefSeq names its product exocyst complex component SEC3A-like. Gene Ontology annotation, cellular component: plasma membrane; exocyst. NCBI's taxonomy places the organism in Eukaryota, Viridiplantae, Streptophyta, Magnoliopsida, Fabales, Fabaceae. Gene Ontology annotation, molecular function: phosphatidylinositol-4,5-bisphosphate binding. Bases 73 to 2745 code for a protein of 890 amino acids. The transcript has 26 exons. The record is from RefSeq and is a predicted model, not a curated record. Gene Ontology annotation, biological process: exocytosis; Golgi to plasma membrane transport.